Molecule: messenger RNA, 267 nt
Organism: Loa loa (African eye worm)
Lineage: Eukaryota; Metazoa; Nematoda; Chromadorea; Rhabditida; Onchocercidae
Exons: 1
Source: RefSeq, a predicted model, not a curated record
ACCAAACAAACAAAAGAUGAGAAAACAACAGGCGUAAUUAGCAGAAUAGAAUUACGAAAUAUUAGAACUGACGAAAUUCGUAAUCGAUUAAUUGCCAGAUUAAAUGAGGCGCAAAAAAAUAUGACCACUGUAAGUGAUAAAUCAAAAAGUGAAAAUGAACGUGCGCAACGUGCAAGAGAACGACUUCGUAAAAAAUUUGAGGAAGGACAACAUUUAUCACCGGGAAAAAAACGAAUGGUGGAUGGAAUGAAUAGAAUAGAACACUGA